Oxyura jamaicensis (ruddy duck) is the source of this 2888-nucleotide messenger RNA. RefSeq names its product POU class 6 homeobox 1 (gene POU6F1). The record is from RefSeq and is a predicted model, not a curated record. Lineage: Eukaryota; Metazoa; Chordata; Aves; Anseriformes; Anatidae. The transcript has 12 exons. Bases 127 to 2016 code for a protein of 629 amino acids. Gene Ontology annotation, biological process: regulation of transcription by RNA polymerase II. Gene Ontology annotation, molecular function: DNA-binding transcription factor activity, RNA polymerase II-specific; RNA polymerase II cis-regulatory region sequence-specific DNA binding.
GAACCCGGAGCGCUGCCCCGAGGAGCAGCCCUGAGCCCCUGCAGGAGCCCGACUGCACCCAGAGCAAACCCAUGAGGAAGGUGUGAGCCGGCUCCCCCUGCCCUCUCCCGCCCCCCCGGGGACACCAUGGACCCCGAAGCCGUGAAGACCCAGGAGGCCCCGCUGACGGUCAACGAGCAGGUCAUCGUCAUGUCCAGCCACGAGACGAUCCGCGUGCUGGAGGUCGGCGUGGACGCCCCGCCGCCGGCCGAGGAGGACAGGAAACCUUUGGAGAUGCCACCCGGGGAGGGCGCACGGGGCUCCCCACGAGGGAGCGGCGACCCGGGCAGCGAGGACGUGCCGCCCAGCGCCGAGACCUCGUGCAGCGCAGAGGCGGCCGGCAAAACCAAGCCGGCAGCCGGAGCAUCCCCCAGCAGUGUCCCCCCCGGCGGCACCUUCGGCCACGCCGCCAGCCAGCAGCCGCAGCCCGUGGCCCCGCUGGCCGCCCCGCAGUAUUGCAGGUCAAGUGGCAGGUCAGCAGGGGCUGGCUGUGUGGACAUUUCCUACAGCAACGGUCGCUGCCCUUCCCGGACUGACGGCUGCUUCUCCUACAGGGGGAAUUUUCAAACCACCUAUAGCCAAUCUGCAAGGAGGGGUCUGAAACGGUGUUUAAUCGCGGGCGCUGGAAGAAGCAGGGUUUGUCGCGACCCCCCCGAGGCCGAAAGGUGCUGGGAGCGUCGGAGAGGGGCGGCGAGAGGGAGGGAGGAAGGAGACGCCGCCGCCGUCCUCAACGCCGCGAUACCGGCGCCGGUGCAGCCUGCCCAGCCGCUGCCGGCUGCGGUCCAGCCCCGGCCCCCCCUCCAGCCGCAGAGCGUGUUCCCCCCGGCGCCCGCCGUGCCCAGCCAGCCCCCCCUCCUGCCACAGCCCGCUGCAGCGCCCACGCCACCCGUGGCGAAGCCGCUUGAGCCGCAGACCCAGAUCGCAGUGCAGCCCGCGGGAUUUGCCUUUAACCCUGGCAUAAUCUCCGCCUCCCUCGGGGGGCAAACGCAGCUCCUCAGCUCCCUGGCAGCCGCCCCCGUGAUCGCCAACACCAUCUCCAGCGUGCAGGGCAUCACGGGGCAGAUCCUGACCAACGCCCAGGGCCAGCCCCCGCUCUCCUCCCUCGCGCAGGUGAUCGGGACCCUGCCCUGGGUGGUGAACCCCCCCGGCAUCGCGGCGGCCAGCCCGGUGCCGGCCCCGAACCUGCAGGUGCAGGCGGUGACGCCCCAGCUGCUGCUCAAUGCCCAGGGCCAGGUGAUCGCCACGCUGGCCAGCGGCACCAUCCAAGCGGCCACCAUCAAGAAGAGCGGCCCCCCCGAGCCCCCCACCAAGACCGAGGUGCAGCCCAUCCAGCCGGCCCCCGCUCUGCCCCAGCCGGCCGUGGUCAUCGCCAACCCUGCGCCGGCGGCGAAGGCGGCCUCGGCGCCCGUCCCCAUCACCUGCUCCGAGACGCCCACCGUCAGCCAGCUGGUGGCCAAGCCCCAGGCCCCCAACAGCGGCGUGGAGGAGGACGGCAUCAACCUGGAGGAGAUCCGGGAGUUCGCCAAGAACUUCAAGAUCCGGCGCCUGUCCCUCGGCCUGACGCAGACCCAGGUGGGGCAGGCCCUGACGGCCACCGAGGGCCCUGCCUACAGCCAGUCGGCCAUCUGCAGGUUCGAGAAGCUCGACAUCACCCCCAAGAGCGCCCAGAAGCUGAAGCCGGUGCUGGAGAAGUGGCUGAGCGAGGCCGAGCUGCGCAACCAGGAGGGGCAGCAGAACCUGAUGGAGUUCGUGGGCGGCGAGCCCUCCAAGAAGCGCAAGCGCCGGACGUCCUUCACGCCGCAGGCCAUCGAGGCGCUCAACGCCUACUUCGAGAAGAACGCGCUGCCCACCGGCCAGGAGAUCACCGAGAUCGCCAAGGAGCUCAACUACGACCGCGAAGUCGUCCGCGUGUGGUUCUGCAACCGCCGACAGACGCUCAAAAACACCAGCAAACUCAACGUCUUUCAGAUCCCCUAAGGAAAGGGGCCGGGGGGGCCCCCAUGCCCCGCCCGCCCCCCCCCCGCCCCCCCCCCCCCCGCCCCAGCCUCCUGCCAUCAGCACUUUGUGACCGACUUUCCCCGGCCCCCGCCCCUCUGCCCGGCUCCGGCGGGGGGCUCGGGUCCCCCCCUAGCCGUGCGCGUAGGUGUCCGUGCCCCCCUCCCGCCCCACACGUGGCCCAACCGUGUUCGCAUCCCGUGUCGCGCGUGCCUCGUCGUCCCGUAACGUGCGUGGUGCCGGACCCCCGCCUGCGCUCACCGUGUCUCCCGACGCCCCCUGGGUGAGGGGGGGGCGCCCUCCCCGCCUUUCUGUGUCAGGUCUCCCCCCCCUCCAGGAGUGAUUUUUCAUUUUUUGGGCCGUUUUCUCCCUUCUCCGCGACUUUCCUGUGUUUCCGAGGUAGCGUUAAGGCCCGGUAGCGUCGCGGCUCGGUAGCGGUGAGCCCCGGUUUAGUUUCACCCCCUUUUAUUUCAUCGCCCCCCCCCCCGGUUCCCAGCCCUCUCCCCCUGCCGAUGCGAGGCGGCUCGGAGCAAACAGAGCCGCGUGAACCCGAAAACGAAGGCGUCGAGACACCGAGGCCCUGGGAGCUGCUGCUUGACAUAAAUAAGGGUGGCCUCGUGCCCCUGCCCCCCCCGUCCCCGUGCACUCCAGGGGGGGCCGCGCAAGGCCAGCAGAGCGAGCUGGGAGGAGGAUCUGGGGGUCCCUCCGAGCCCCCCCCCCGAGCCUGGGGACGGACAGACGGGGAUGGACGGACAGGGAGCGUGGGGGGGGGCGGGGGACGGGCCCCGCCGGGGCCACGGCAGCCUGAUGCACUUGAUGUAGUGGUGUGAAAUAAACAGUAUUUUUCUUUUUUC